CAGCACCAACACCACCAGCACCAUCACCAGCACCACCACCAGCACCACCAGCACCACCACCAGCACCACCACCAGCACCACCACCACGAGCACCACCACCAGCACCACCACCAGCCGUAACACAGACGAACAGAAGAGCCACACACCCCCACCACAUUCAGCAGUGACACAAGACCACACAGCGGUAACAGCGGCAGCUGCAGCAGCAGCAGCGGCACUGCGCUAACAGCAGCAAAUAUAAGAACCACAGCGACGAGCGACAGAGUUACAGUAACAACAACAAGAAAAAGCAGCAACAGCACAACACAGAAGCAAGAUCCGACGUGGCAGCAUCGGCGACAUCGCCCAAGGAAGCCGGAACAAUCUCAGCCUUGGAAGAAUAUCAUCAUCAGCCUGCCUUGAUUUAAUAGGCGCUCGCCAACUACAUUCGCCUCGACAGCAGACACACCACAACACACACCACACGCACAUACCACACACACCACACACACCAACACACACACCAACACACACACACCACAACACACGCACACCAACACACCACACACAGCACACAUACCACACACACCACACACACACCACACACACACCACACACACACCAACACACAGCACACACAGCACACACACACCACACACACACCCCGCAGGACCUGCAGGACCUGAUUUUGAGGCUGUUGCUGCUUCGUCAUCAUCAUCAUCAGCAGCAUGUCAGCUUCUGAGGCUGCAUGCGAGGUGGAGGUGGAGGAGGAGGAUUGGUUCGACUCUGGGACCGGAGGAGAUUUGGAUUCCGGGGUGCAGGAGGCGCUUCUGGAGCGGUCGGAGAUACAGGUCCCCAUGAAGAACCUGGAGCGCGAACUGCUGUGCCCGGUGUGCGAGGAGCUCUUCACGCACCCCAUCAUCCUGCCGUGCCAGCACAGCGUGUGCCACCGCUGCGCCAAGGAGCUCCUGUGCUCUCGCGAGUGGUCCUGCUCGUCCUCCUCGUCGUGGGCCCCGCCGGCACCCGAGGCCUCCACCGAGCCGGCGUCCCCCAGCGCGUCGCCCGUGCCGAGCCCGCGCCGCCGCAGCCUCCGCGGGGGCUCCCCGAGCGUCGAGCGGCUGGAGAAGGUGCUGCGUGCCGAAUCCCUUGUGAACCUGACGGCUGCCCGCCCGGGUGCCCGCGGCGGCUGCUCCUUCCCGUGCCCGUCCUGCGACUGCGACGUCGACCUGGGGCCCAGGGGCAUCGCCGGACUCUUCCGCAACUUCACGCUGGAGACCAUCGUGGAGCGAUUCCGACAGGCGGCCAGGGCUGCGACGGCCGUGAUGUGCGACCUGUGCUACCCUCCGCCGACCGAGGCCACCAAGAGCUGCCUGGACUGCCGCAAGAGCUACUGCAACGAGUGCUUCAAGGUGCACCAUCCCUGGAACACGUCCAGGGCCACGCACGAGUACAUCGGGCCGACCAAGAACUUCCGGCCCAAGGUGCUGAUGUGCCCGGAGCACGAGGCGGAGAAGGUGAACAUGUACUGCGAGGUUUGCCGCCGCCCCGUGUGCCACCUGUGCAAGCUCGCCGGCAUUCACUCCAACCACAAGGUCACCAACAUCAACAGCGCCUACAAGGCACUCAAGGAGAAAUUGGCCAAGAGCAUCAACCUGCUGAUGAGCAAGGAGGACCAGGUGAAGGAGCAGCUGGGAGUCAUCGAGACUCUGAUCGAGGACACGGAGACGGGCGGCGAUCUCGCGGCGCGCAGCAUCACGGAUGCCUUCGGGGGCCUGGAGGAGGCCGUGCAGGCGCGGCGGGCGGCCAUGUCGCACCGCCUGGAGGGCUGCCGCGACGACGUCGCGCGCCGGCUGCACUCGCAGCACGCCGAGUGCGAGCAGCUGCUGCAGAGCUCGGGCCUCGUCGGCCUCGCCCGCGAGUUCCUCAAGGAGAGCGACCCCUCCUGCUUCAUGCAGACCGCCAAGCUGCUGCACAGCAGGAUCAUGAGGGCGACGGAUCGCUUCAAGUCGUUUGAGCCGGACGUGGUGGACGCGUCAUUCUCCGGGUUCACGGUGGACGUGGCUCGGGAACAAGCCUUGCUGGGCUCCCUCGACUUCCUCAAGGCCCCGGAGACGCCGGUGCUGGACCCGAGCCGCAGCGCGAUUUACAAAGACGCCCAGGUGAGCUGGUCUCUCCCCGAGGGCUCCGCUCCUGCCGAUCGGUUCCAACUCGAGUUCCGGCCCCCUCCGCGGCGCCACCCGUCGCCCGUCCCGGAUCGCGGCACCCCGGAUCCGGCUACCGAAGAUGACGACGACGACGACCCGGAGUGGAGCCGCGUGGACGGGAUCCGGAGCACGAGCCACAUGGUGACGGGAGUCCGGUCCGGCACGGACCUCGCGGUCCGAGUCCGAGCCGUCAACGCAGCCGGAGCGAGUGCGUUCAGCGCGGAGAUGACGAUCGCGGCACCGCCGGCGCAAGUCUUCAGCUUCCUGCUGGACGACGACUGCGGCUACGAGCGCGAGCGGCUCGUCCUCUCCCCGCGCCGCGCCAGCGUCGACAGCGUCGUCGGGCUGCCCGCUCUGCUCGCGUCCGAGGGGCUCGGCGCCGGCGACGGCGACGACCCCCGCCGCUGCCACGGGGACGGCGGCAGCGGCGUCGACGGCGCCGCCGGCGGUCCGCUGGCGCCGCUGUCGUUCGUCGCCGGGGACGCGGCCGUGAGAGGCGGGCGCCACUUCUGGGUGGUGCGCGUGCGGCCGAGCAGCUACCUGGUGCGUGUCGGGGUGGCGGCGCCGGAGGCUCUGCGGCGCUGGCUGCGUCGCACCGGUGGUGGCAGCGGCGGCAGCGGCGGCAGAGGCAGCGCCGGCGGCAAGGACGCGGCCGCGCGGGGGAAGGGCGUUCGGCACAAGCCGGACAGCCCCUCCUCCGCCGCCCCCUCGGCGUCACCGUCCUGCGCCUUCGUCUCCGUGGGCAUGGGUCAGGUGGUGGCCCCCAGCUGGGCCCAGCUGCCCGCGCCCCCCUCCUCUCCCGCCAAGGGCACGACCCGGGCGGCACCGCAGGCGCCGGCGUUGCCGCAGCACCGCCAGCAGCAGCCGCAGCAGCCGGCGCCGCGCGCCACCUCCGCUCGCUCCCAGCGGGCCGCGAAACCCCUCGCUCGCUCCGCCUCCGCGACGAAGUCGGCGCCGGGGACGCCGCGGCGCGCCGCGGCCUCCGGGCGGAACGCGCGCGUGUCGGCGCUGCCGGCGCGCCUCGGCGUCUGCCUGGACCACGGCGCCGGGACGGUGGCGUUCUACGACGCCGACGGCGGCAGAGCGACCCGGCUCUGCGAGAUGCCGGUCGACUGCUCGGGCCCUGUGUUCCCCGUGUUCGGGUUUCUGGGCGGCGGCGGGCUGGAGCUGGAAGUGGCCGACGGUGGGGUCUGCGCCGACAGUACCGGUGGAGGUGGCGGCGGCGGCGGCAAGAGGGGAGCCACGCCGCCGCUGUCGGGACGGCCGGGCGUGAACGGUGUCUGACCGCAGCCGUGCGGGAAAUUAAUUUUGGGCCUGUCGUUAAAAAAACAUCUGUGGGUCUCACGUAAGUCUAUCAGUGUCUGUAUGAGGCUGUGGGUCUCUAUGUGAGUCUAUGGGUCUCCCUGUGAGUCUAUGGCUCUCCAUGUGAGUCUAUGGGUCUUUAUGUUAGUCUGUGGGUCUCUACGUGAGACUGUGGGUAUCUGUGCA
Petromyzon marinus (sea lamprey) is the source of this 3671-nucleotide messenger RNA. RefSeq names its product E3 ubiquitin-protein ligase Trim36-like. Gene Ontology annotation, molecular function: zinc ion binding; protein binding. The record is from RefSeq and is a predicted model, not a curated record. Lineage: Eukaryota; Metazoa; Chordata; Hyperoartia; Petromyzontiformes; Petromyzontidae.